AUGGGGCAAGGCUAUUCCAUGACCACUCUUUCUGCGGCCUCGGCCAGCAUCGAUGUCCCGGAGCUCGCAGACUUUGUUCAUGAGAAGACCUUGGCUUCCGCUCGGUUCAUGAAGAGCGUAAGGGCUAGAAGUCAACAAGGAUUCGUCUUCGUCAAGGCUGUCAUGAAACCGUACUCAUCGUUUCAAGUCCGCGAGUAUGUGAGGCAGAUCACGGAGGAGAGAAACAUCCUCGCCGACAUCCCAAACGCCCUGGGCUAUCAGAGGAUUAUCGAGGUCGGCAGUGGAGGAUUCCUUGUGCGACAGUACAUGUUCAGCUCAGUAUACGACCGAAUGAGCACGAGACCUUUCCUCGAGGACAUCGAAAAGAAGUGGUUGGCUUUCCAAUUGCUAUGUGCCGUUCGCGACUGCCAUGCUCGAAAUGUGUACCACGGGGACAUCAAGACGGAAAAUCUAUUGGUCACCUCCUGGAACUGGCUAUACCUUACAGACUUUUCCUCCUCGUUCAAGCCAACCUAUCUUCCGGAAGAUAACCCCGCCGACUUUUCCUUCUAUUUCGAUACCUCGAGCCGACGGACAUGCUACAUCGCCCCCGAGAGGUUCACUACUGCCAAUUCAGGUGACCAGCAGGGCGGGAUGAAUUGGGCCAUGGAUAUUUUCAGUGUCGGUUGUGCUAUCGCUGAAAUCUUCUUGGAAGGCCCCAUCUUCAACCUCAGCCAAAUUUUCAAGUACCGCGCCCGAGAGUACAGCCCUGAACACAUCCAUCUGAACAAAAUCGAAGACCCCGAGGUACGGGCGAUGAUUCUCAACAUGAUUGAGCUAGAUCCAGAGAAGCGCUACAACGCGGAACAGCUCCUGUCUUUUUACCGAUCCAAAAUCUUCCCGGAUUACUUUUACAGUUUCCUCCAUCAAUACAUGCUGGACCUUACCAGGUCUGCCACGGCGGCAAAGCCAGUCGGCCUGGAUGUGGCAAGUCUGGGUGAAUGUGACGAAAAGAUCGAUCGCGUCUAUCAUGACUUUGACAAAAUAUCCUUCUUCCUGGGCUACGGCCCGAGUCCGGCCAAACGGACGUCACGAUCGCCUCUAGCCCUCCGGUCGAACAAUCGAGUGAAGUCGCAGGACUCCGAUCCUUCGUUGUAUGAUGGGAGCCUGCUUUUCCUCACGUUGGUGGUCUCCAGUAUGAGAAACACUGCUAAGGCCGCUGCCAGACUGAGGGCUUGUGACCUUCUCGUGGCCUUUGCGGAACGGCUUCCGGAUGAAGCCAAACUGGAUCGCAUCCUGCCAUACGUGGUCGGCUUGCUGGGCGACACUUCAGAUGUUGUCAAGGCGUCAGCAAUCUAUGCAAUGACCUCCAUCUUUGAGAUGAUCGAAGUCGUGUCGCCUAUCAACGCAUACGUCUUCCCCGAAUACAUAUUUCCUCGUUUGAGGCAAUUCGUGCUCGGGCCUUCCAAUCAACCCAGUAUCCUGGUGCGCUCCGCGUAUGCUUCAUGUUUAGCGUCGCUGGCGCUCUCGGCCUCUCGCAUCCUGGACAUGGUCCAUGCCAUUCGCGCUGACGGAAGGCUGCCAGCCCUGCGUGAAGACGACUGGGCUCCCGAGUCAUCCUACCAUGGUUUGUAUGACGUUGCACGGGCGGAGUUGACGCCACAUUUUGAAGAGUCGACGAUUGCUCUGAUCACCGACCCCGACCCUUCAGUAAGGAGGGCUUUGCUUGGGUCGGUCUCCCGGCUCUGCGUCUUCUUCGGCAGUUCCAAAGCGAGCGAUGUCAUCCUGACACAUCUCAAUACCUACCUGAAUGACAAGGACUGGAUCUUGAGAUGUUCCUUCUUUGAAGCUCUCGUGGGCGUCGCAUCCUAUGUCGGGACUGCGAGCCUUGAAAACUUCGUCCUGCCAAUCAUGGUUGGCUCCUUGACAGACGCCGAGAAUUUCGUGGUUGAAAAGGUGUUUCGUUCAUUGGCGCGCAUGGCUGCUCUGGGGCUCCUGCAAAAGUCCACCACCUGGGAGCUUGUCAGUAUCGCCGCGCGGUUCCUGGCUCAUCCAAGCAUCUGGGUCCGGGAGAGUGCCGUGCAGUUCAUUGUUUUGUCUGCGAAAUAUAUUCCGGCCGCUGACCAGUAUUGCAUUGUCCUUCCAAUGAUCCAGCCCUUCUUGAAGAACCCAGUCCAUGUGUUAACGGAGGAGCGCAUCCUGGAUAACCUGAAGCGUCCACUCUCCCGAAUCGUUUUCGAGUCGGCACUCAGCUGGGCAGCGAGAAAGGGCAAUAGUCUAUUUUGGACCGCGGCAUCGCGUGAUGAAGCAUUGACUCUGUCCGACCCCUCGACACCACAAAAUCCCUCGGCGCUUGCAAGGAGAUUGCUCACCAGGAUACCGCCGUCACAGAAGGACAAAGACGAUCAGAGUUCACUUGAGACCUUGCGGAAUCUGGGCAUGACACCCGAGGAUGAGAUCAAACUGCUUGCGUUGAGAGAGUAUAUUCUCCGGGUCUCAAAACAUAAGUCGCCCGGGGAGUUGGAAGAAAGACAGCGCACGCUCAACAAUAUCAUUGCCUUGAACUCGAUCCAGGCCACGCCCCAAACUGUUUUCUUCGACCAACGAGAAGCACUACGACGGACGAAAAGUCGACCAAAUAUUGCGACGCAGCAGACGGCACGUAAAGAUGAACGCCACAGUCUAGCAGAUGCGCUCCUCGACGCUUCCACAAGCAUCGAUGAACAGUUGGCCAGACGGAGUUCGCCUUCAGGCAACGCAAGUGGCGCGGCGACUCCAUCCAUGAAGCCAAUCGACAUCGGCAACCGGAAAAUAUCGAGCAUCACUACCGACCGUGGCCCAGCCAUCAGUGUGGAUGAGGCCAGUACUCCUUCACGUCUGAUAGUGGGCAACUCCCCUGCCGGGACCGAUCGGCUCUCACUGCGGAAGAUUAGCAGCCCCCUGGAACUAAGGCACCGCAAUAGCGGCCUUAACUUGAUGAACCGCACCGAUUCUGCCAAAGCGGAUGCAGAAAUCUCCACCAGUUCCGAAAACGCCUUUGGCAAGGUCGAUGGGCCACUGCACCGAAAGACUGCAAAGACGUCCAGCUUGAGCGUUGCUGCGAGCCUUGCUGGAGGGUCCAGGUCAGUGUCACCUCAGAGCAGCGGAGCUCGAACCCCUGCAUAUGAGCCCAACCACUCCUAUACCGGCACUGAUGCCAAUGUGCUCCGACUCCUGGAAACCCACUUUACGGAAAACUUCCCCGUUGAUCAGGUUGACUUUGGAGGCAACCGUCCGGCAGCAGACACUAAAGCGCCGAUCAAGAGAGCCACAGAUGUCUUGCAACAGUACACGAGUGGCAGAGCGCCGCAGCAAGAACAGGGAUACCGGACCGAGCCAUGGCGGCCAUCAGGUCAGCUCCUGACCCAGUUUUCUGAGCACACUGCAGCUAUCAAUCGAGUUUGUGUGGCCCCUGAUCAUGCCUUUUUCGUAACUGCGUCGGAUGAUGGUACAUGCAAAGUAUGGGACACCAUCAGGUUGGAGAAGAAUGUUACGCCGCGAUCGAGACAUACUCAUCGACAUGCAGAUGGAGCUCAAGUCAAAAGUCUGUGCUUCAUUGACGGCACCCAUACCUUUCUCAGCGGUGCAGACGAUGGAAGUAUACAAGCCAUACACAUUGAUUACAGAAGCGUCGAUGGCGGUGAAAGCUCCCGAUAUGGGAAACCAAGUUUCGUCCGGGAUUACCACAUACCUUCACGCCAGCAUGCAGAGGCUGCCAGAGCCCGAGAAGACGGUGCUGCCGGAUCAACCCCCGAGUACGCUGUCUGGCUUCACCACUAUCGAACUCCGACCUCGCAAUCUAUUCUUCUGGCUGCAACUAACAAAUGUCGCAUCCUCAUCAUCGACAUGAAAACCAUGGAUAUCCUCCAUAGCAUGAACAACCCGGUCCAUCACGGCACCCCGACGACGUUCUGCGUCGAUAAAAGGCACCAUUGGCUUCUACUUGGAACCAGCCAUGGGAUCCUUGAUCUGUGGGAUCUCAGAUUCAGGCUGCGACUCAGAGGGUUUGGCAUCCAGACAGAUUCACGCAUCGAUCGAAUCCUUCUCCACCCGAGCAAGGGGCAUGGCCGAUGGGUUAUGGUCAGCGCAGGGGGAGAAAUCUGCGUGUGGGACAUUGAAAAGCUGGUAUGCAGAGAGGUUCUAAGACCGGGCACAUUUACGGCCAGGAGUAGCAAACAAGGUCCCUACGAAGCAUGGAAUCCCGACGAGGAAAACAGCGAGAAAGUCCUGUCCCGCUUUGCACAAGAACUCGCUGUCGAUGGGGACAUGGUCGUACCGCAACUGCACUCGACGCCGAAUGAGUCGUCCAACGGUUCACCCGUCAAGAAGCAAACUCCCGCUCCAGUCUCGUCGACUGCCACGUCCACACUCCCGAUUCUCGCAAUGUACAUCAUGAAUGACUAUCUCCUCAACCCAUCUCAACCAGACAACCCGUACAAGCAUCCAUUGCUGUUCACUGGUGGCGCCGACCGGGUGCUACGGUACUGGGAUAUUCAGCGACCAGAAAAUAGCUCUAUCGUCUCCGGUCCCCAACUUUACGGCGAGGAGGGGAAAGUGGCACAGCCAAAAUACGAGGUGAGCCACCCGCUGGCCUUGAGCGCCGGAGCUCAAAUAGCGCUUGUAAAAGAAACACUCAACUACGAGGGUCAUGGAGAGGGAAAUGCAUCUCGAAGGCCAACGCGCCCGUCCAAGGAUCCAACGGCUAGUCCUGCCAGAACUAGUUCUCCACCACCAACCACCGGCAACUCGACGCCCAACCAUGCCGGGCUUCCCAGCGCAUCGACGGCAUCAACCUCCAAGCCAGCCGCGGUGGCGGCGGCGGCAGCUUCUAAGCCACCCCGCAACUCCAUUAUCAGUGCUGCUCAACAACAGAUCCUCCGAACGCAUGCCGACGGUAUCACAGAUGUGAUUGGACUCCGCAAGCCGUAUGGGUGUGUGGUCAGUGUUGAUCGAGGCGGAAAUGUAUUUGUCUUUCAUUGA
Capronia coronata CBS 617.96 is the source of this 4998-nucleotide messenger RNA. Its product is annotated as VPS15 protein kinase. Gene Ontology annotation, cellular component: nucleus-vacuole junction; phosphatidylinositol 3-kinase complex, class III, type I; phosphatidylinositol 3-kinase complex, class III, type II. Gene Ontology annotation, biological process: protein targeting to vacuole; autophagy of peroxisome; protein phosphorylation. The coding region runs from base 1 to 4998 and encodes 1665 amino acids. Lineage: Eukaryota; Fungi; Ascomycota; Eurotiomycetes; Chaetothyriales; Herpotrichiellaceae. The record is from RefSeq and is a predicted model, not a curated record. Gene Ontology annotation, molecular function: protein serine/threonine kinase activity; ATP binding; protein binding. The transcript has a single exon.